CAGAGCAGUGCUUGUGUUUGUUGGGUGGUAAUAGACAGCUAAAUACAAGCACUGGCCCACGUUCAGUGUUACGGUUCUUCAUUCUUACGUUCGAAAUGACUUUAGCAAAACCGAGAGGCGAACUCAGGCAAGUUCGGAAAAAAGAAGAUGCCAAGAAUAAACCCAAAGCUACAUCACCUAAACCUGAUAACAAGGAGGAGCAAACAAAAGACAAACCACCGAAAUAUGGUCCUAUGCCAAAGUUUCCAAAGCAAAGACUUUGGGCAAGAGGCAUACUGAUGGUUGGAGUCAUGGCGGUAGUAUAUUUUACAUCGAAGAACUCUCGUGAAAUAUGCAUAGCAAAACAAAAGGAUGUUUUGCAACACCAAGCACAAGACAUUGCCUGUUCAAAUGAAAUAAAAGCAGAGCUCAUGAAAUAUCCAGGAUGUGCACCUGCCCGUUGUGGACGGUUGGUAUCUGAUAAGUUAGUUUCAGCAACAGAGGCAGAGAUGCUGCUCAGUCUUGCUCAACGAGGUAUUGGACUUGGUGGCUCCGAUGGAGGAGCUUCAAUUUUGGACCUCCACUCAGGAGCGCUGUCACAUGGAAGAACUUUCACCAACAUAUAUAUGUUGGAAAAGGCAAAGAAUUUAUUCAAGAAACCUGACUUUGCAAUAUACAAAAUUGUGAAAUUAAAGAUCCAGCAAGCUGUUGCAUAUCAUUUCGGUUUGGACUACACUGCAAUCCAUUUAACACAUCCCACAUUCUUUUCUCGCCUGACUGAUGCUCCUCCGAAGACUGUACAUGAUGAAUAUUGGCACCCACAUGUGGAUAAGGAAACAUAUGAGUCCUUCCACUACACUUCCUUGUUAUACUUAUCAGACUAUGGAAAAGACUUUACUGGGGGACGAUUUGUGUUUGUAGAUAAGGAAUUCAACAAGACUGUAGAACCCAGGAAAGGUCGAGUAUUGAUGUUCACAUCUGGCUCGGAGAAUGUGCAUUAUGUGGAGCCCGUUACCAGUGGCACACGUUUUGCUAUCACAGUCUCAUUCACCUGUGAUAAAAAAUUUGCUAUCUCAGAUCCAAAUAUGAAUAAUUUCAGCAGAAGGAGAUAGGAGUGAUAUCAUUUUACUUGACCAAUGUAUUCUUAUUGUACCUACAGGAAAAUCUAUAUACUUAAGAUUUUUCUGUCUAAUAGUAUUAAAGUUGUGCUGUGAAGUUCACUAAAUGAUUAUUCUGUACAUUAUUUUUGUAAAGCUGAGUUUAUUCUUUAUUCCAGUAAUGAGACUGUUCAACACACAAAUGCUGUGAUAAUAUUAUUUAUGUGUUAUUUUCAGUUAAUUAAUAAUUAAUUUUGGGUUUUGAAUUGUGUAAAUUCAUUAUUAUUGCCCAUUAUUACUAUUAAAUAGCUUUCUGAUUACAAACUAAGUGACCACAUCUUGAAAUUGUUACUACAUCUUGCAUUCUGGACUUGUGUGGUGCCUCAAUAACCAUUGCAUUACCUGUAUGACAGAAUCAAAAUAUUGUGAAGUACUUUUUUACUUUUCAUGAUUAUUGCUCUUAGCAGCAUAGUGGUAUCUCACCCUGCCCCAUUUCCUUAUAGUGGCCAGUUUUUGGAUUUAGUUAAUAAAAGAGCCAUAUAAGCUCCAAAUUCCUGUAUGUUUUUUUAUUCUUUACUGUGGCUGUAAUCUAUGCCAUUCUGAAUUAUAAUAAUGCAUAAUAUUUCUUUGAUACAUUGUUUUGUAAAGUGUCUUCACAUAGUUAAGAAAGUUUGUACCUGACACUCAUGCUGUAUGAACAAAUACAGAAACUAAGCACUAAUAUAUACUGUUUCACUUACUGACAUUUGUGUUGAACAUUCUGACAUUUUUCUCCCUGAACCCUUAUGAAUCAUAGUUUUUGACUUUAUCCCAGGUUUGCAGAUUCAUUGAAAAAAAUUGGCUAGAGUUGGGAAAGGUGUAAAUCUGGAGUUGAGACUAUGGGGACAAGGAAUAUGUAGAGUGUCAUCUGAGAUGGAAAAUGACACAUUAUGUGUGUGGAUUGCAGAGGGAUCAGUUGGUUCACCGCUGUUUGUGAGGUGGGCUGAUGAGGACAUUCUAGAUAGCUGCCAUUUUCUUUCUUCUUCUAAAAAUAAUAACUGAAAUAAAGAAUUUAUUAGA
This is a messenger RNA of Schistocerca nitens (vagrant locust), 2135 nucleotides long. RefSeq names its product 2-oxoglutarate and iron-dependent oxygenase domain-containing protein 3-like. Gene Ontology annotation, molecular function: oxidoreductase activity, acting on paired donors, with incorporation or reduction of molecular oxygen; iron ion binding; L-ascorbic acid binding. Gene Ontology annotation, cellular component: membrane. The record is from RefSeq and is a predicted model, not a curated record. The coding region runs from base 96 to 1091 and encodes 331 amino acids. The transcript is spliced from 7 exons. NCBI's taxonomy places the organism in Eukaryota, Metazoa, Arthropoda, Insecta, Orthoptera, Acrididae.